This is a messenger RNA of Wyeomyia smithii (pitcher-plant mosquito), 1389 nucleotides long. RefSeq lists its product as uncharacterized. NCBI's taxonomy places the organism in Eukaryota, Metazoa, Arthropoda, Insecta, Diptera, Culicidae. The transcript has a single exon. Gene Ontology annotation, molecular function: nucleic acid binding. The record is from RefSeq and is a predicted model, not a curated record. Bases 1 to 1389 code for a protein of 462 amino acids. Gene Ontology annotation, biological process: DNA integration.
AUGAUUACAGAGAUAAUUGAUUAUGCCGCAAAUGCGGUUACUGUGUCAUGGGAACAAAUGGUAGAAGCUUCCAGAGCGGAUGAGGAAAUCCAGCAGAUUUUAGACAUUAUUGAACGAGAUAAACGCGAUGAACUGCCAAUCGAAUUUCGUGUGUUCGCUAAUGAGCUAUGCCAAGUAGGGGAUCUUCUGUUACGGGGAGACCGCAUAGUUGUUCCGACAGCGUUACGCUUUCAGUUUCUUAAAAUUGCGCAUGAAGGUCACCUGGGAUCUUCAAUGAUGAAAUCAACGUUGCGUUUAUCAUUGUGGUGGCCCAGAAUGGACAGAGAAGUAGAAAACUUUGUUAGAAACUGCCGUGGAUGCAUAUUGGUAGCUGCACCAGAUGCACCGGAACCCAUGACAAGGAAGCAGCUGCCGGAUGGACCCUGGAAGGAAAUAGCUAUCGAUUUUCUGGGACCAUUGCCGGAAGGUCAAUGGCUGUUUGUGGUGGUGGACUAUUAUAGUCGGUUCGUAGAAGUUGUGGAAAUGUGGGACAUUACUGCUUCUAACACAAUCCGAGAGCUAUCAACGAUGUUCGGUCGUUUCGGGGUUCCGAUUACAAUGAGAGCCGAUAACGGGCCUCAGUUGGGUAGCGAAUGUAAAGAGCCUAAAGCAUUCUGUAAGGAAUUUGACAUCACAUUGGUUAACACCAUACCGUACUGGCCACAGGCAAACGGUGAAGUAGAACGCCAGAACAGGAGCAUCUUGGAACGUUUGCGAAUUUCGCAGGAGCUGGGCAAGGAUUGGCGUCUAGAGUUACGGAAAUAUCUUCUGGCAUAUCAUUCUACAACUCACCCGACUACUGGGUCUCCGUCUAAACUACUGUUUGGGCGUAGGAUCAGAAAUAAGCUGCCUUCGAUACCAGAACGAGAAGAAGAUGAAAUGGUGAGGGAUCGGGAUAAAAUCGUUAAAGAGAAAGGAAAGGUGUAUUCAGGUAACAAACGAAGGGCUCGUAGGAAUGAAAUUAAGAAUGGGGAUUUGGUGUAUGUUAAACGACAGAGAAAAGAUAACAAAUUGGCAACAGAUUAUUCUUCGGAAUUGUUCAAAGUUGUCAAGCGAAAGGAAUCAGAAGUUACGGUAAAAUCAUUGAAUUCGGGAAACGAAUAUAAACGCUACGUAUCACAUUUAAAAAAAGCAGAAGCUCAGGUCCAAGAUGCACAAAGAAGGGAAGAUAAAGAAGACCAACCAGGAACGUCAGUAGAACAAGAAAGGAGUGACGAGAAUAACUUUUCAAAAUCUGUAUCGGAAGGUCACAAAUCAAUUAGGGUCAGCGAAGAUGAUACAAGUGUUUGUGUACCUGAGAAGCGGAGGUGGUCGGCUCCCAAGAAGUUCCAAGACUAUGCCCCAUUUUGA